Messenger RNA from Rotaria sp. Silwood2, 825 nucleotides. The record is from the annotation of a GenBank genome assembly. NCBI's taxonomy places the organism in Eukaryota, Metazoa, Rotifera, Eurotatoria, Philodinida, Philodinidae.
AUGAAAAAUCCGCUGACUUUCAUGAUAUUGGUAUCCUAUCUAUUCUACUAUUGUAAUUGCGGAACACUACCUUAUUCACAGUUAGCUGAAGCAUCAAUAAUAACAACAUUGUUAAAAGGUUAUAACAAAAACGUAAGACCUGCAAAUCAAGUCAGUGUGUAUAUUACUGCUUCAUUACAACAAAUUGUAUCUAUCGACGAAAAACAGCAAAUAAUGACAUCAAGUUCAUUUAUUACACAGUUUUGGCAAGAUAAUCGAUUGUCAUGGACACCAAAUUCAUCAAAUUAUACUAUUGAAGUAGUUAUGUUACCUGUUAAAAGUAUAUGGACACCAGAUACGUUUAUAAUAAAUUCAGCAGAUGCAAGUGGUUAUCUUACUGUGAGCGAUUACAGUUUUGCAUCUGUCUACUAUACCGGUGACGUAUGUCUGAUGUUACCAGCAUUAACCGUUAGAACAAGAUGCAACUUCAAUGUUCGAAAAUUUCCGUUUGAUAAGCAAAUGUGCAGCAUAAAUUUAACAUCCUGGAGUCAUGGUGCUAAUAAAAUCAAAUAUGCUGAAAAUCGUAUUCUAAUAAUUGAUAUUAGUAAGUAUAGUGGACAUCCAUUAUGGAAAUUGUAUAAAACAGAUCUGGAUGUGCUUCAAGCUGAGGAUACAAUACCAUUUGAAGACACUUAUAAUACAAUAAUAUCGAUACAGUUAUAUCUACAAAGAAAACCAUUAUUUUUUAUGUUCAAUGGUAUAUUUGCAUGCUUAAUUUUAAAUUGUGUUACAUUAUUAUCAUUUGCAUUACCAUUUGGAUCACAAAUUGGUCUAUGUAAGCAAUAG